CUAACGUUACAGUUCCGGUUCCACCUCGCAACAGCACUUUAGCUAAAACGACGGCGGGAAGUUGAUAUCUUUAAUUUAACCACAAAUCAGCAACAACCUAACGGACGAAAUUGUUAACGGUCGACAUUUCACUAUUUAAUAUUGAUGGAUCUGUAAUCGGAAGUACGAUAACUCUAAAGAAAGCAUAGCGGCGUGGGAUUGAGCUAACAUGGCUAACGUCGGAAACCAGCUACCAACACAGGCCGUUAGCAAGCCUGCGCCUGGAAAACAUGGAAAUGUAUUGCCCCUGUGGGGCAACGAAAAGACUAUGAACCUCAACCCAAUGAUUCUCACGAAUGUGCUGUCUUCGCCCUAUUUCAAAGUUCAGCUUUAUGAACUAAAGACUUACCACGAAGUUGUUGACGAGAUCUACUUCAAGGUAACUCACGUUGAACCUUGGGAAAAAGGAAGCAGAAAGACCGCAGGCCAGACUGGAAUGUGCGGAGGGGUGCGUGGCGUUGGGACUGGUGGUAUUGUGUCUACUGCCUUCUGUCUUCUAUACAAACUGUUUACUCUCAAGCUGACUCGCAAACAGCUGAUGGGUCUGAUCACUCACACAGACUCCCCAUACAUCAGAGCACUUGGCUUCAUGUACAUAAGAUACACUCAGCCCCCAGCAGAUUUGAUAGAUUGGUACGACGGCUUCCUGGAUGAUGAGGAGGAGCUCGAUGUGAAGGCAGGAGGUGGUUGCGUGAUGACCGUUGGAGAAAUGCUCCGCUCCUUCCUGACCAAGCUGGAGUGGUUCUCCACUCUGUUCCCUCGUAUCCCGGUGCCUGUGCAGAAGAUCAUUGACCAGCAGAUGAAGGCCAGGCCUCGGAAGGUUGUUCAGAAGGAGACGCAGGAGGAGGAAGCUGCGUGCGCAGAGCAAGGGGGGAAAGGGGAACGCCGCCGCUCCAGGACCCCAAGACGGACGCCGAGCCCCCGGAGAUCACCCAAACGGUCAAGGAGCAGAAGCCACCACCGGGAGAGAGACCGCCACGGCCCCAGCUUUGACCGAGAGCUGGAGAGGGAGCGUGACCGCCAGAGGAAGGAGAGGGAGGGCAGGGAUCGGGAUAGGGACCGUGGGGACCGAGGGGACAGGGAGAGACGACGGUCCCGCAGCGCAGACAGGAACCGAGAGCGUAGAAGAAGUCGCAGCGGCAGCCGGGACCGAAAGAGCGAACGUAGAGACAAAGACAGAGACGGCGGGGAUGACAGGAGCAAGAGGAAGGACAGGGAGCACCAUAAAGAUAGAGGCGCCGAGAGGGAGAGGUCCAGGGAUAAAAAGAGCAGGGGAGAGACUGAUGACAGGAGGCAUAAAGACGACAGGGAGAGGCACAGAGAGGAGAGGAAGGCAAAAAGGUCGAGCCGGAGUCGAAGCAGGGAGAGGAAGCACAAAAGUGGGGCAGAAGAGAAGAGCAGGAGAAGAGAGCGCAGCCACAGCAGAGAUAGAGACCGGGAGAGAGAUGGAGAGCAGCGUUCUCACAAACGUAGUCGUAGCAAAGAGAGGAGCCAUCAUCAGAGAGAGUCCAGUAACGACCAUAGUAAACAUAGUGAACGCAGAAGGAGUCAUAGCACUGAGUAAAUGUCGCCUCCAGCAAUAUUACUUCUCCUCCCGUUUUUCUUCCUUUUCCUGCCAGUUGUCUGGUCUGUCAGUUAAGCUAAAGAGAAGGAAUGUCAGCACAUUGGACAUCUGGAGUUGUUGUCUUUGGCCAAUGUGAUGUUGCUUUAUGUUUUAUGUUUUUCUGCCUUUUUUCACUCCCCAUAGACCAUUGUUAGUCUUCACUUGAAAUUUCAAAAGUGGUGAAAAUGGCAUUUUAAUUUUCUAUGGUUCGUUUUUUCGCCCCAGGUGUGGGUUUGUACAUAAUGUUUCGGAGGCUGUCUACACACGAUAAGUGGUCUGAGUUGCAUGGGUUGCUUAGCUCAAAACAAUCUUUGAUAAUUCAUGUGAUUUAUAAAGAAUAACUGUUUCAGGCUGUAUAAAAGCCCAAAGUUAUUUUUUAAAAUUUGACUAACAUUACAGCACGUAUGUGUGGGAUUUCUUCAUUUUAAGCUUCUUAGUCAGCUCUGUUCUGAUUAAACGUGCUUAGAAGGGUCACAAGUGAACGGUUGAAGUUCAGAUUUCAGCGCAGCGGCAAUGUGGAUCAACAGUGGCUCAAGCCAACAUGAAGCAAUUCUGUCCACGGUCGCGUGUAGACAGCCUGAGAAUGCUUUGAAUCUGGAAAGGACAGUCUGCACAGGGUAAUUUUUAAUCACACACACUGAGCCCUGCUUGUGCUGUUUGGAUUACUGCUCUGUUGCAUUUCGUUUUCUAAUAAAACACUUUGAC
Messenger RNA from Chelmon rostratus (copperband butterflyfish), 2347 nucleotides. RefSeq names its product pre-mRNA processing factor 38B (gene prpf38b). The coding region runs from base 209 to 1603 and encodes 464 amino acids. The transcript is spliced from 6 exons. Gene Ontology annotation, cellular component: precatalytic spliceosome. NCBI's taxonomy places the organism in Eukaryota, Metazoa, Chordata, Actinopteri, Chaetodontiformes, Chaetodontidae. The record is from RefSeq and is a predicted model, not a curated record.